AAUAGGAUUACGGGCGCCACGCGGUGGCAUCGCCGGAUAUCGUCGCGGGGGGAAAGCUGCCGGCGCGCCGACUCCAACCUUGGCGAUCGUCACAAGCCAGUUGCCUUGCACACAUGACGAGCCGAAGAAGCGAUUCUCCUUAGAGUGCGUGUGUGAUCUUUCCUGUUGCCUGCGAUGGAGUCGUGGCAGCCACUUCGUAGACAGCACCGACGACAGCGAAGCUUAGCCUCUCUGCUAGUGUCGUGCGUUGUCGUGCUGUGCCUUUCGUGCCUCGAUGGCAGCCGCGCCGAUGAGUCCCAGGCUCCGCUGGUGCGGAUAGAAAACGGACUGCUCGCUGGCAAGCGGAUCACAGUGGUGGGCAAACAGGUCGACGCGUUCCUCGGCAUACCGUACGCGGUGCCUCCUACAGGCAAUCUCCGCUUCGAGAAGCCGCAGCCCGCUGACGCUUGGGACGGCACGCUGCAGGCCGUCAACAAGCCGCCUCCAUGCCGUCAGCUGGACAUGCCAUUCCUAGCAGGUAAACGCCUAUACUAUUCCAACACCAGCACCGAAGACUGCCUGUACGUGAACGUGUGGAGGCCAUCGUCAAGUUGCCCCCGAUCCGAAUCGUGCGGAGCCAAACUGCCCGUCAUCGUGUUCAUACACGGCGGAGCGUUGCAGUGGGGAGACUCGAGCUUGUUCCUCAUGUUCGGAUUCCUGUCCGCCAAGAACCCGGACCUUCCCGGUAACAUGGGCAUUUGGGAUCAGGUUCUCCUCUUGAAAUGGGUUCAAAAGAACAUCGGGAAAUUCGGCGGUGACCCCACGAUGGUGACACUGAAGGGUCAGAGCGCUGGCUGCAAUCACAGCCGGCCUGCACGCUACGUCGCAACAAAUUUUAACGUGGUUGGUCAAUUUGUCAACGCUGCCAAUGCGCACGGUUGCAUUGAUAACUCGAAAGACUGGAGAGAGGAGACUACUACCAUUGUCAACUGCCUCAAGAAGGUCGAGGCUGACGUCAUCAUCGCCAAACUGAAGGAGGAGACCACCUUCAAGCAAAUGUUCCCGAUGGUCUACGGCGACCAGUUUUUUCCCAACGACCCCUUGGAUCCUGAAACGUACGCGGACCUGCACGUAAAAGAGAUCCUGCUCGGAACGACGACGGACGAAGGCACAGUAUUCCUCAACAAUAUACGGAAUGUUGCGCCUCAGUUUGAAGACUACAUCUCGGGUAACUACCGCCUUGCCAUGACACUGGCACUGAAGACCAUGUUCAACAUUCCGCUAUCUCACGCUCGAGAUAUUACGAUUGCCUACUUUGGCGACCAGAGCGUGGAGCACAACAAAAAAUCCGUCAUCGAUAUCUUCUGUGAACUCUUCGCUGACGCCACAAUUUACUGCCCAACACUCAUGUUCGCGGACGUGGCAACCCAGCGAGGGGUGAAGGCAUAUCGCUACCUAUUCGCCCACAGAGCUUCGGACAGCUACUGGCCCGAAUGGAUGGGCGUCACGCACGCAGACGACUUGCCUUACACAAUGGGCGCUUUACUACUACCCAAGGACGAGAACCUGUUUACUCCUUCGGUGGGGCAAGAACUUCGUGACCUGGUUCUCAAAAACACUCAUACUCCUGCCGAAGAAGAGUUCGUGAAGCAGAUAAUCGCAAGUUGGACGGCGUUUGCCAAACACGGAACGCCUACAAUGGUGACGCCUGGAGACAAGUGGCCGGCGCACACGACAAGCAAUUCGCUACUUGUAACCCUCAAGCCGAGCAGCUUCAACGUGACAGCGGAGCAGCAUAGGUCACGUUGUAACCUCUGGAAGCCACUGCUGUUGCGCAAGUCCUCAUCGCAUAGUUCAUCACACCCAGCAUCCCAGAAAACCACUACCGGAAAACCCAGUGGCAAAACGCCAAAGCCGAAGUUCUACCCCGACAAGCUGAACUCGGUCAUCAAGAAACGACCAUCAUCGAAAAUGUUGCUCUUCUAUGUAUUGUGCACCACGCUCACAUAUUAUGCCGCUGCUGGCGUCCCCGUCGUGCAAACAAGUUCGGGACUCGUUUCUGGAAAGCGAAUCCGCGUGAACAACAAGUUCGUCGAUGCUUUCUACGGUAUUCCAUACGCUGAGCCACCCGUCGGAGAACUACGUUUCCAGAAGCCUCGGCCCGCGAAAGCAUGGAAAGGAGUGUUCAACGCCACGACAAAGCCGACUCCUUGUUGUCAGCUAGACCUGAGGUUGAUGGAAAAUGUCACGUUGCACAACGACAAGUCCUCGGAAGAUUGCCUUUACCUCAACGUAUGGAGACCCGCACUUCGGGAGUGCAGGCGGCCACGCUGCCGCGCAAGGCUACCCGUAAUUGUGUUCGUCUACGGAGGAGCCUUCCAGUGGGGAGACUCCAGUCUUUUCGUGUACGACAUGGAAAGAUUCGUCUCCAAGGCGGACGUGGUUUUCGUCACGUUCAACUACCGACUUGGCAUCUUCGGUUUCCUGACGACCAACACCGAGGAAGCCCCCGCGAACAACGGCUUGUGGGACCAGAACCUCGUCUUGAAGUGGGUGAAGAGAAACAUUGCAUACUUUGGCGGUGACCGUAAUGACGUCACUUUCGCUGGACAAAGCGCUGGCGGAAUGUCGGUAGGCUUCCAUGCCAUCUCACCCCACAGCCGCGGACUCUUUAACAAGGUGGUAAUGCAUAGUGGAACUCCUUUGAGCUCCAUUCUUUGGCGAGCUCAGAGCUCCGUCGCCAAAAUGCGCAAUAUGGCAGGAGCACUGGGUUGUUACAACGCUACCAGGUUCGCGAAUGAACAGGCAGCCGACAUAGUAGCUUGCCUGAAAAAAAUAGACGCUACAGUAAUUAUGGACGCCGUGAGGAAGCAGGACCUUGCUAACCAGGCGUUCUUCCCCGUUUUCGGGGGUUCCUUCAUGCCCGACGACCCUGAAGUGGCGGCUACAUGGGCUGGACUGAACGUGCAAAGUGCUCUACUAGGGACAACCAAAGACGAGGGUACAUUAUUUGUAGACAACAUCCGUUACCUAAGCCCGCAAAUCGACCUCGUCCUCAAACAAGACUACAGGCUCGCUGUCAUGGCGUUCAUGGCGACGAUGUUCGGGAUACCCUUUAAGGACGCUAGAGGAAUUGUGGCCAAGUAUUACGGAGAUUACGACGUCGAGCAUGACAGCGACUCCGUGUUCGCCAUUUUCUCGCAGGUCGUCGGCGACUCCCUCUUCGAAUGUCCGACUCACUUUUUCGCCAACCUAAUAGCAAGAGGAGGUAUUCCGACGUACAAAUACAUCUUCGCUCAUCGACCGUCGUUUAGCCUCUGGCCAAAAAGCUUCGGUGCGGCGCACUCCGACGACAUCUAUUUCUUCUACGGAAGCGGUUCCCAAGUCUCUGACAAUAGCAAAUACACAAACGUUUUCGAUUCGCAAGCGAAAAAUUUGCUUUCAACCGUCAACCCUACUAAAGAAGAGGAAAGCUUCUCGGAUGAGCUGAUGAAGCUGUUAUACAAGUUCGCGAAAUCUGGGAAACCAGGUUCACCACAGGCUAUCACUUCCUGGCCGUCCUACGCUCCGCCCACGUACCAAAGCUUGCUUCUUCGUCCAAACAACUUCACCACCGGAAGUUCUUACGAGCGAUGCGAACUAUGGAAGCCUUACCUAUAUCACGAAUAA
Messenger RNA from Dermacentor silvarum, 3648 nucleotides. RefSeq lists its product as uncharacterized. Gene Ontology annotation, biological process: acetylcholine catabolic process; choline metabolic process. NCBI's taxonomy places the organism in Eukaryota, Metazoa, Arthropoda, Arachnida, Ixodida, Ixodidae. Gene Ontology annotation, cellular component: plasma membrane. Gene Ontology annotation, molecular function: acetylcholinesterase activity. The record is from RefSeq and is a predicted model, not a curated record. The transcript is spliced from 7 exons. Bases 175 to 3648 code for a protein of 1157 amino acids.